Linum tenue is the source of this 4072-nucleotide messenger RNA. The record is from the annotation of a GenBank genome assembly. NCBI's taxonomy places the organism in Eukaryota, Viridiplantae, Streptophyta, Magnoliopsida, Malpighiales, Linaceae.
ACCGAUUUAAAUACAAAAUUUUCUUUUCCUGAAAAAUUUGAGAGCCAGAGAGUUAACCGGCGGCAAGUUUCUACCCAAACUUGAAAGCUGCGAUCUCACUUCCUUCCAAUCACCUGUCAAUGUUCAGUCACUCCGUUCGUCCGUAAAACGGCAAAACAAUGCUGCGGAAUCUUCGCUCUCGACGGCGGCCCCGCUACGGCGCCCAAAUCUGCGCCCUAGCCUCCGCUCUCCUUCUCCUCCUCUCCGUUUCUCUCCUCUACUCCCGCCUCUCUUCCUCUUCGCCCCCAAUCGGCCGACACCGCCACCGUCUCUACCCCCGAAUCUCCUCCCCUCGCCGCCGCAGCGACGCCGAUUCCGCCUCCAUUAUCCGCGCGAACCCCCUGAUUUCCGACUCCAGCGACGACAACAACAGCAAUCCGGGAGACGAUGCCCCGGACAAGAUCGACGAGUUCGACAACCUGGAGGACCAGACCGACACCGCGGCCGCCGUCAACGAAGACGAACAGGACGGCGAGCAAGCCCAAUCUCGAAUCAAGCCCACCAUUUCCACAUCGGGAUAUUACGUCGACCACGUUACUGGAUCCAUUCGCCGGGCUUUCCACCGACGCUCGAUCGACGAGUGGGACGGCGACUACGGCGCCUUCGCGGCAGCGCUGGGUGCUGAGGAUGAGAGCAAGGCGGCGAUUGGGAGCGACGAUGUCCCGAUCGACGAGGAGGUGAGGAGGAAAGUGACGGAGGUUCGGGGGAUUGAAGAUGCGCUGCUGUUGAAGAUUGGGAAGAGGGUUUCGCCUUUGAGGGAAGGUUGGGGUAAUUGGUUCGAGAAGAAGGGGGAUUUCUUGAGGAGGGACAGGAUGUUCAAAUCCAACUUGGAGGUUUUGAAUCCUUUGCACAAUCCACUUUUGCAGGAUCCUGAUGGGAUUGGGAUUACUGGGUUGACGCGAGGGGACAAGGCAUUGAUGAAGCUUCUGUUGCAUCAGUACAAACGGUCUCCAUUUCUCUCGAAGAAGCCUUUGAGUGUCUCGGAAGGAACUACUGAGGAGAAAAUGGAGACCAAGAAUGACUUCAAAGGCAGGACUGAUGGCAAGCGACCAGAAAGAAGGGCUCUCGACGAUGAUGGAAGUGGCGAUUUGAAUGGGAAAAUCAUUGACAAUGUUGAUAGGAAAGAAGUCGAUAAUUUGAUUAACAGGGAUGGAAGAAGUGAUGUGAAGGAGGAUAUCAGUUUGAAGAAUGGAUCAUCUUCUGUGAAAUUGGAAAAUGAGAGAGUGGAGAGACAUUCUAAUGCAUCUGGAAAAUCGUCCGAUGGGAGUGAAGGUGGCAGUGAGAUUAGAAAAACGGAGGAUAGAGUUCAAAGUAGAGUAUCUGAAGAAUUGAAUCACCUGUUUGCAGAUGGGAAGCGAUGGGGUUAUUACCCUGGUUUACAUCCUCACUUAUCGUUUUCUGAAUUUGUGGAUUCCUUUUUCAGAAAGGGCAAGUGUGAGUUGAGAGUGUUUAUGGUUUGGAACUCCCCGCCUUGGAUGUACAGUGUUAGACACCAGAGGGGACUGGAGAGUCUUCUCUCUCACCAUAGGGAUGCUUGUGUUUUGGUGUUAUCUGAGACAAUUGAGCUGGACUUCUUCAAAAACAGCUUUGUGAAAGAUGGAUACAAGAUUGCUGUUGCUAUGCCAAAUCUUGAUGAAUUGCUCAAGGACACACCAACCUAUAUAUUUGCUUCGGUUUGGUCCGAUUGGAGGAAGACUAAGUUCUAUCCCACUCAUUACAGUGAGCUUGUGAGACUGGCAGUGCUGUAUAGAUACGGAGGCAUCUAUCUUGACUCUGACAUUGUAGUUAUGAAUCCGUUGCAUUCACUCAAUGACACCAUCGGCAUGGAAGAUGAGCGUACCGGAAGUUCUCUGAAUGGGGCUGUGAUGGCAUUUAGACAGAACAGUCGAUUCUUGGAGGAGUGUUUGAAGGAGUUUUAUAUGACAUACGAUGACACCAAAUUGAGAUGGAAUGGAGCUGAACUUUUGACUAGAGUCUGGAGGAAUUCCGUGAAACAGAAUUCACCCAUUAGCCAGCAGGAACUGAAUGUGCAGCCCUCUUACGUAUUCUUUCCUAUCAGUUCACAGGAUAUUACAAGCUACUUUGCAACUCCUGCGUCCGAAAACGAGAGAGCUGAACAAGAUGCUCUUUUCACAAGGAUCACGAGACAGUCGUUAACUAUGCAUUUCUGGAACAGCGUGACUUCUACUCUCAUUCCAGAAUCCGACAGCCUUGCAGCUCGGCUUAUCAACCACCCUUGCAUACGCUGCUCUGAUGUGUUGUGAUAUGAAUUUCCCAAAUCCAAACUGACCAAAGAACACAGACAAGAACUACAGCAUCUUACUUCCCCAAACAGAUCGAUCGAAGCGCAAAGGGGUCAUUUUCAUGCUUUGAAAAGACUGGGAAGUUGCUGGGAGGGUGGCUUGUAUAAUUUUUGCCCCUUAGCUUCAAAUUGUUAGCAGAACCUCUAUUUUUUCUUUUUCUUCAAGGAUCUUGAAACAAAUGAUAUUUUUUCUGUUGUAUAAAAUGAUGAUGAGAUAGAGCCUUGGAAUGCUGUAGUAAGAAGGAAGGUGGGCUUGUUAUACAAUAGAAUAGAACUCUGUUGAGAAUUUCAGGUUUCUCUACAACAUUCAUGAAUAUGAAGCUUCCGUUGACCAAACCCUCAAUGCUUCUUCUUCUUCUUCCUCUUCUCCAUCUUGUUCUUCUAACAGGAAUGUCAUGCCUAUAACAGCAUCACUCUGCCAUUUCUACUUGGAAAGCAUAUCUGUCUACACUACUAAGAGGAAAAGAAGCAAACAUCAUUCACAGCAACCAUUGAGAUCAUCAUGACCGCCAUUGAUGGAGCUUCCUAAUCCAUGGCAUUUGGGCCAAAGCACCUUCUCCUGGAAGGGUUCCAAACCCACUGCACCAAGAACUUCCUCCCCUUCACCCCAUUCACAUUGUACCCAUCUCCCCAGGUGUCCUUCAUCACUUGCCCAACGUACCCUCCUCCGGCGCCGGUACCGUAGAUUCCCAGGCACAAGUCCGCGAUCUCCGUCGGAUUCAUAGGGUCAUCCCCAGCAUACCAGGCGUUGACGAGCGGGUUGCUCGACAUUUCCGCCAGCUCGUGAGCAAUGACGCUGAUCAUCCCGUCCAUUCCAGCAUCCCCAUUGGGGGGCUUCAUUAGGUUGUUCCCUCCUCCGCUCGACCCGCCCGGCGGCGGCUUCCCGGAGUAAGUGGGCCAGGCGAACGGGUAAGCGCACAUCCCGGGGCACUGGGUCCCGCUGUAACCGACCCAAGCGUACGGCACGAUGGCGCCGACGACGGUCGGGAAAGUGAAGUAAUGGAACCCACAAACUGCUCGACAAAAUUCCUGAACCGAAACGUCACCGGACGUGAGCACGAGGUAGGCCCCGUCCCGAGGGUCGAGCGGCAUCCCCCUGCCGGCGGCGGACUUGAUGAUGGAUUGCAUCGUCGUGCGGGCCAGGACCCUGCCGUGGGAGUAGCCGGCGUCGUGGAAUUCGCCGGCGAGGUUGAUUUUCCCGGUGAUGUUAGAUCCCGUCUGGUCGGCGUAGAGGCGCACCGUCUGCCACCAGUCAGAGACGGAAGGGUGCGGAAGAGACGGAACGGAGAUGGAGUGGACGAAAUCUCUGACGGUGGCUUGCUGGGUUCGGCUCCAUUGGCCGUACCAGAUGAUGUAGAGAUUGACAACAGGGGAUGCCAACACAGGACCCAUGUGAUACUGCACAUUUACAAGGUCGGAGGAACCCUCGUAAUUCUUGGCUUGCCUGAAUCCUAGGUCGGCGGCUUCUUGGGCUUGGCUCCUCCAUGGAAAUGCCAUUGCAGACACGAGGAAGAAACAGAGUAAGCCAUGGAGGUUCUGCAUUUUCUUGCCUUGUUUGGGGUUGUUGUGCUGCAGUGGUUCUAAUGGAUUUGUGAAGAUAUAAAGGGGAAGGAAAUCUAGGGUUGAGGGCCAAAGAUAGUUUUCUACUAUUAUUCUGUGGUGGAUGGGGCUUUCGUUUGAUGUUCUCUCUCUCUUCGUCUUCUUCUUUGCUUUGUUCACCAUUAUUGGGGC